AACGACGUGGAAGACAGGGCCUUCGACUGACUGCAGACUGCUCUGUUCCAGCCAAAGAGCAGCUUUGUGAGCCCUCUUGGGAACUCCAGCACGUUUCAAGCACAUUAGUCCUCUCAUGCCUCAAAAUAUUUGGCAACAGGCAUAAUCAGCCUGUCUGAGGAGCAGAGUUCUCCUUGGAAGGAGCUGAUGGUUGUAUGUCCAUCAGUCCUGGCCUGCAAAAUGCAUGUCCUGGUUCCAUGCCUGCUUCUGUGUUGUCCAUCUCCUUGUGGCUGCUUGGGAAGGGGGUGGCUGUAGGUAGCCAGCAAUCUCCCAGAGCAAGUCAUCAGCUUUAUCAGCUUCCAGGUGACAAUAUUUUUGGAAAGAGGACAGUGGAGAGUGAGUCACGGGCUUAAUGAAGCAGCCUGCUUGGUCACCUUCCUCUUUGAGAUGGUUGAAAUUAAAAAGGUCAUUGGUCAAAUGACUUAAAGGAGAUCCUUGACAGUUAUUGCCCAUAAUGACACUGCCUUUGUCACCAUUACACUUGUGGUCCAGUGGAGAUCAGGGAUAAGCCUCUGUCGUAAAAAUGUCAAAACAACCAGCAUCACAUGUCAAAGCCAUUCAGGCUAAUAUUAACAUCCCAAUGGGAGCAUUUCGACCAGGUGCGGGCCACCCUCAUAAAAGAAAAGAAGUUACACCUGAAGAAGUGGAGGAGAAUGCUCCUGCUUCAACAGAGGAGGGGACAGAGAAGAAACUGCUCCCAGGAGCUAAGAAACUUCCAGGUCCUGCUGUCAACUUGUCAGAGAUUCAGAACAUAAAGAGUGAGCUGAAAUACGUCCCCAAAGCUGAACAGUAGCUGGAAGAAGCAGGUCUGACAAGUGAAACUGAAUGGAUUCCAAUGAAUGGAGAAAAUUUCAAAUAUUUUAUAUAUUUGUAUGAAGACUAUGAACUUCUCAACUCUUCAACACCCCACAAGAAGAAUCUUCUUUGUACAUUUAUAUCAAUGCUUUCUCAUUGUCCAUUUUGUUUAACAGAGGAAAGUAGUGCUGCAAUAAAACAGAACAAAGCAACUAGCUAUGAAUAUGUGUAUUGUACAGGAAUGAUUUUGACCUGAGAAAGGGAGUAGUGUAACUUGAAGUUUGAACAAAAGUAGAAAACUAUUUUAAAAUUACAUCAUUAUUUUCAAUUAAUUUGGUUUCUUUCUUUUUGAAAAAUGUCCAUGUGUAGAAAAGAGUUUUUAAAUUAAUUCACAAAGCGCAGAAUAAAUGAGGGAUAUAACAUCUUAUGCUCUGCUGUGAGUUCCUAGUUAUAGAAGAGGAGUCAUGUGUCAUGUGUAAUAAAGGAAAUUAAAAUAUUAAAAGCCAUGGUCUUUCUGGUGAGUUGAGCUUAAUUCUUCUUUUGUUGUAGAGACAAAGUAUUUAUUUUCCUCCAGAAUCUAAAAUGCACUGCUGUUCUGAUACUUAUGCACCACCUUUAUGCAAUGAGUACACAAGAUGUAAGGUAGCUGACAGAAAACCUGCAACCUUUAUUCAAGCAAACAGUCAUCCAGCCUUGAUGGAACAUGUUCAUGAAUAUGGCCUGAAGGAUCAUUAUCUUCAAAAGCUCAAAUCAAAAGGGGAUACUGGGAUAUGGAUGCUGGGCUAAAGUAAUGUAUGAUCACAGCACCUCUUCAUAGAGUGGUUAAUCCUUGAUGCUUGCAUUAUAUGGACUGUACAUAAAAGAAGACUGAUGCAUAUUCCAUUUUUGGAAAUGAGAUCUAUUGUAAGAGAAAUUUAAUACACUGUGUCUCCAUGGUCUCUUUUAUGUUACUUACUGUAAAGGGAUAUGAGGAGCUGUUUUUAAUAAUAUUCUUCUAAUGUUGAUUGAAACUA
Molecule: messenger RNA, 1847 nt
Organism: Passer domesticus (house sparrow)
Lineage: Eukaryota; Metazoa; Chordata; Aves; Passeriformes; Passeridae
Gene: SMPX
Product: small muscle protein X-linked
Exons: 5
Coding region: 563-832 (89 amino acids)
Cellular component (GO): M band; muscle tendon junction; costamere
Source: RefSeq, a predicted model, not a curated record